CAGUAUCUUAUUGGGAAAUCUUGUCGGCUUCGGUGUCCAACGCCGGACUGGUCAUUCCUCCAUGGCUGCUGCUGCUUCUGCUGUGAUUGCGCUGGUAUCUUCUCCUCUUCUCAUUCCUCCCCCUAAAUCAAACGCCCCUCCUCCUCCCUUCCCUUCCCUCUUCCACCGCCCCGUCCCAUGCCCCUCACUACCUCUUUCCCCUUCUCGCCUAUCAUCUCCAAGAUUCCACCGCUCCAUCCCUUUGAAGCGAGCCCCUCAUCGCGGGAACCGAUUCACUUGCAGGGCCGCGGAGUACAAGUUCCCCGACCCGAUUCCUGACUUCGCUGCAGCCGAGACAGACAGGUUCAGGACGCAUAUGCUCGAGAGGCUGACGAAGAAGAAAGAGCACUUUGGAGAUUCUGUCGGGGAAGUUGUCGAUGUCUGCACUGAGAUCUUGAGGAACUUCUUGCAUACAGAAUAUGGUGGCCCAGGGACACUCCUGGUCAUUCCGUUCAUCGACAUGGCUGAUACACUUAGAGAGAAGGGGCUUCCCGGAGCUCCUCAAGCGGCACGUGCUGCAAUAGUUUGGGCCCAAAAGCACGUUGACGAAGAUUGGAAUGAAUGGACAGUUGGUGAAGAUUCAGACUUGGAUUAGUUUUUACAAUGAAUAGAUUAGAGUUUCAUGUUCGUAGUCAGUCUUACGGAAGGUGUUUGAUCUUGAAUUGCAAAAAUGGCAUGCCACCGAAUGAUGAACAAGAAUCAAUCAAGGAUUAUGUACUUCUAGAUGAUGGAGUGUCAGGGGUAGUCUAACCAUGGAUGUAGGGUUUUGUUGAGUCAUUUUGUGGCUUUUUGUCCCUGUAUGUUUGAGGAUGAGUGGUGAUACACAAAUCAUACUCUGUUAGAAUUAAUCAUGAGUUGAUGCUCA
Messenger RNA from Musa acuminata AAA Group (dessert banana), 904 nucleotides. RefSeq names its product protein PLASTID REDOX INSENSITIVE 2, chloroplastic. NCBI's taxonomy places the organism in Eukaryota, Viridiplantae, Streptophyta, Magnoliopsida, Zingiberales, Musaceae. The transcript has 3 exons. The record is from RefSeq and is a predicted model, not a curated record. The coding region runs from base 62 to 634 and encodes 190 amino acids. Gene Ontology annotation, biological process: regulation of gene expression.